Molecule: messenger RNA, 2288 nt
Organism: Phaedon cochleariae (mustard beetle)
Lineage: Eukaryota; Metazoa; Arthropoda; Insecta; Coleoptera; Chrysomelidae
Source: the annotation of a GenBank genome assembly
AGUCAUGAUCGGUCAGUUAACUCCAAAACUGUGAUAAAAACUCUGUUGGUGAAACCAGGUUUAGAAACAAAAAUUGAGAAAACCAUAACAGAAUUCAUAUAUCAUUUUCUUAUUUUGUUAUGCGAAAGAAAAUGAAGCCACAAAGGCCAGGCAAACGGAAAAGUCCAUCACGUAAUGUUGUUUUUGAAGUGAGUGAUAAUGAUGUAUCCCCUGAACAUUCAGGCAGUGAUAUUGAUGAGCCAGAGGCCAAAAUAUUCAAACCUCAGUCAGCUUUUGUGGAAUCUGUUGUAAAUGCACUAGAUGAUCUGGAAGCUGAGGCUGCAUGUGUAGAGCCUAGUGCUGAAUUGACUUCAAAUAUUCCUGCUGAAUUAACCCCAGCAAAUAUUCCAGAAGUUGAGCAAAAUGUAAAUACUGACACUGAUAACUUGCCUAUAACUAGGCAUGAUAAUCUUGAAGUAUCAAGUAUUGACAAAGUUUCAAACAUAUCAAGUCAGGUUGGCAUUGACAAAGAAAUGGAAGUAGUUGAAGUUGAAGAGAAAAGUGAAGAAGUUACCCCAGAAACUAAUAUUGAAAUUGAAAUUAAUGAAAAGAAAGAUGAACAAAUGGAUAAGAAAAUUGUCCAGCACAUUGACAGCAAAAUGAAGGAAGAAAAUACAACUCUUAAAAGUGAAGUUAUGAUGGAAAUAUCACAUCCUGAUGAAACUGAUCAGUACAUUAGGAUAAGUUUCAGUGAUGAAACAACAUCAGAAUUGUACAAGUUCAAAUUCUUGAAAUUUCUACAAACCUUUGUGGAAUUAGAGGUAGAGUCUGAUGAUAAAUUAAAUAUUUCUGUAAAAAGGGAUACCCUUCUGAAUCCCACUGAAUGGGUUGUUUUGGAUGCAACUAUGUGUUUAAAUGAACAUGAACAGAACCCAGUUACCCCAAUUAAAAUGCCAUUGAAAGAUAAAACUCCUAAGAAAAAGAAGAAAAAAGACAAGAAAGACAAGGGAUUGUUUGUACUUGACCCAAAUCCAUCUGCAUCUGAAACAAACACAUAUUCAAUAUAUUCUAGCAAAUUUAACAUUGAUUUGGCCACUGAAAAUGAGGAACAAGAUAACAUAAGAAUUUCUACACAAACUUGUUUCAAUUGUGAUGGAAGCCAUGCUUUGAAAGAUUGUCCUGCACCAAAAGAUUUUGGUAGAAUAUCAGCAAUGAGACAAAAAUUUAAAGCACAAAGACAAGUAUCUCGAUAUCACCUAGAAGAUGACCAGAAAUACAGUCAUUUAGUACCUGGGAAGAUUUCCAGUCAACUGCGGGAGGCACUAGGUUUGAAGAAAAAACAGUUACCAUUUUAUAUCUAUAGAAUGAGACUAUUAGGUUACCCACCGGGGUGGCUAGAGGAAGCCAAAAGUGUCAAUUCUAAUUUGAAUAUGUUCGAUGCUGAUGGUAAUAAUGUUCGACAUACUGUCAAACAAAAGCAGGGAUUGGAUCCUGAUAAAAUUGUGGACUUUCCAGGAUUCAAUGUGCCCAUGGAUAAAAUUUUUGAAGACGAAUUUAGACAACAUCGGGUGCCUCCAUACUCGGAAAAUUACAGCAAGCAAGUAAUGCUGGACUACUUUGAAAAACAGAAUGCGAAUAAUGAUAGUGACAUGGAUGUUGACUCUCCAAACGAUGAUUCAGUGUUAGAAAAUAGACCAAAAACAAUUUCACCAGUUCAUGUGAGUUUCAUUUCGAUUGAUAUCAUAAUGAGUCAUCUAUAUAAUGUUUUCAUUUUUUCAGGCGGAUGAAGAUUCAAUCACAGAAUUGGUGAAGCAAAAGGAGAUCCUUUUGGAAGCUCUACAAGAUAAUAAUUCAGCUCCUGACCCCAAAACGGAUAACAAUAAAAAUGGAAAAAUUAUUGAAGACAGUGUCGUUUCUCAGACGACUAUUAAAAACGAGGAUUCUGCAUUGGAAAUAUCCCAAUAUUCCCAAUCGACGUUAUCGAUUUUAGUAUCUGAAACCCUGAAUGACGAAGUGAAUGAAGAUUGUGCCCUAUCACCCCCGUUGAAUGAUAGUAUCAGUUGCAUUAAGGGAAGUGCCUUCGGUACUCCUAUUCUGAAAAGUGGUUCCCCAUACUCGACAAUUCCAAAAUCCGAUAAUUUCAUGAAGGACGUCAGCCCAGUUAUCAAUUUUGAGAAUUUACCGAAUUCGACGGGGAAAUACGAGCAGAUGACGAACGUUUUGCAGAAAGUUAGGAAGACCUUGAAACAGAAGCAAGACUGUGAAACUUGAUUGUCUGUUACUCCAAUUGUAAAUACAUCUGUUUUUUU